Messenger RNA from Beauveria bassiana ARSEF 2860, 2094 nucleotides. Its product is annotated as Glycoside hydrolase, catalytic core. The record is from RefSeq and is a predicted model, not a curated record. The transcript is spliced from 2 exons. The coding region runs from base 1 to 2094 and encodes 697 amino acids. Gene Ontology annotation, biological process: cell wall organization; carbohydrate metabolic process. NCBI's taxonomy places the organism in Eukaryota, Fungi, Ascomycota, Sordariomycetes, Hypocreales, Cordycipitaceae. Gene Ontology annotation, cellular component: fungal-type cell wall; cell surface; extracellular region. Gene Ontology annotation, molecular function: 1,3-beta-glucanosyltransferase activity; glucan endo-1,3-beta-D-glucosidase activity.
AUGCAGCACUACUCCAACGACCAACACUACGAGAGGGAGCCUCUUGAUCCCGCCUACGACAAUCGCUACAACACUCCCACUCGACGACCCCAAUACGACGAAUACGCUCAGCAGUCACCAUAUCAUGACGACUUGCCUCACCACACAGCAGACCCCAACAGCUCUCAUUACGAGCCCGCUCACUACGACGACAUGUCCGCCCACGGUCCCCCACAGCCUCCUCCGCACAUGAAUCUUCACGCUUCCAACAGCUCUGCAUCGCGUCAACCCCCCGACGACUACCGAGGCGCCUCUCACAAUAUCCCACCUGCUCAUGACAACUAUGGUUCCGCCGCCGUUCCCCCCGCUGCCAUGGCUGCCGCCCCUUCCAACUUUGCCGACCGCAACCCUGCAGACAUUGGCAUGGACUCUCUUCGCACUACAGGCCAGGUAUUGCCUCCGCCUUCACGCGCACAAUACCAGAACAACGCCUGGAAUAACUCAUCACCACGCCAAAGCGUACACAGCGGCCCCUACGCCGCCGGAUAUGCCACUGACACUGAUUCCCGCUCUACCGUCAACCCCUUUGGCACCGUUGCCUCUUCCUCCGUCGGAUCGAGAUCGCCCUCUCGGAGCCCCAACGCUUCGGGACAUGGCUCCAACCAAGAAGCCUACUACAACUAUUCGACCGCCCCUCGUCGAGACGUCGUUCCUCCUCUUGGCAUGGUCGACCCAAUGUCCAUUGCUGAUGAUGGCGACGAUGGUCUUGAAUAUGGCCGUCGCAGUCACAGAAAUUCUGGUAACAGCGCCAAUAAACGCGGUGCACCCAUUGCUGGUGCCGCAGCCAUCGGUGCCGCUGCCGGCGGCGCCACAGCCGUAGCUGCCGAACAUGAUCCCGCACAUGCUGGAUAUUGUACGCUGACUCGCUUCUUCUCAGACACUCGUGGCUAUUAUGAACCUCCAAAACGCGAACGAUCCUCAGAUUGGCUAGAGAAGAAGCAGAGCCGCUCCAAGAAAUGGAAGUGGGCCAUCAUUGCCCUCAUCUUCCUCGUUAUUGCCGGAGCCAUUGUCGGUGGUGUUGUUGGAACCCUCGUCACCGGGAGAAAGGAUGACAACAAAAAGACGACCAGCCCCAGCGACGAUGCCAGCGGCGACCUUGGCCUCGACAGCGCCGAAAUUAAAAAGCUGCUCAACAAUCAGAACCUGCACAGAGUUUUUCCCGGCAUGGACUAUACCCCGAUCAACGUCCAAUAUCCCGACUGCAUUCACAAUCCGCCCUCUCAGAAUAAUGUUACCCGCGACGUUGCCGUUCUCAGCCAGCUCACCAACAAAAUUCGCCUGUACGGAACCGACUGCAACCAGACCCAAAUGGUCUUGCACGCCAUUGACAGACUACAGAUGAAGAAGGAUCUCAAAGUCUGGCUUGGCGUCUGGCAAGAUGGAAAUAGCACUACCAACAAACGCCAGCUCUCCCAAAUGUGGGACAUUCUCGACGAGUACGGCGGCGAUCAGUUUGAAGGCGUUAUUGUCGCCAACGAAAUUCUGUUCCGCAAAGAAAUGACCAUCAACACGCUCUCCACGCUUCUAUCUGACGUCCGCACUAACCUGACCAAGCGAAGCAUCAGCAUGCCCGUUGCUACCUCGGAUCUUGGCGACGACUGGACUGCCGAGCUCGGCAAGGACUCUGAUUUGAUCAUGGCCAACAUUCAUCCGUUUUUUAGCGGAACCCCAGCCAAUCUGGCCGCCCAAUGGACUUAUAGCUUCUGGGAAAACAAGAAUGGCCCUAUGUGGAAGACUGACAAGAAGAUGAAUGUCAUUUCCGAAACCGGCUGGCCCUCUGGGGGCGGCUCCAGGUGCCCUACUAGUGCUCCCCAAUGCACUGACCCCGCCAAGGCUGGCAUCGACGAGAUGAACCGCUUCAUGAGCGAUUGGGUCUGCGAUGCCCUAACCAAUGGCACCAACUACUUUUGGUUCGAGGCCUUUGACGAGCCUUGGAAGUCGCGCUUCAAUUCGGGCAAGGAGAACUGGGAGGACAAGUGGGGUCUGCUUGAUGUGAAUCGAAAUUUGAAAAAGGGCGUCAAGAUUCCCGAUUGCGGAGGCAAAACAGUAUCCUAG